AUGUCAGACGAAAUGGCGGUUGGUGAUAACGCGACAAGUGAUGAGAGUAAAGUAAACAGCGAUGAUACUGCGGAGGAGAAUGUUAAAGGUGCUGGCGAAGCUAGUCCAAAGCCAUCGAGUGAACCGCCUGAAACAGAGGAAGCAAAAGUUCCUAUGGAUGAUGCACCAGAAACUGAAACCGAAAAUGAAGAAAAGCCAGAUAUUGAAAAAAAAGAAAUUGAAGACAUACCUGCACAAGAAAUUGCAGAAGAAAAGUCAGACGAGGAGAAGCGGGGCAUCAAACGUCGAGCAUCUAUUGCCUUUAGUGAUACUGGAGAUGAGGAGUUUAAGGGAUUUGAUAAAAUAAAUGAUGAGAAUUUUUAUGGACUAUACUACCGAGUAUUAGAACGUUUGGAAGAGGAAGUACAAACGGCAAUUAAAGAUAUUAAGCCCGUCAGGAGUUUUAAAGCUUCUCUAACAGCCUCUGUGCAGGCUAGCAAGAGGCCUCGACAGGACACAGAUGGAUCCAGACCAUCAUCAGCUUUAUCAUCACGAUCAGAUGGUGACAGCACAGAGUCUGGGUCGGCGCCGAGUAUACGCGGGCGGCGAUCGACGACGGAGAUGUCGUCGCCGCUGCUGCGGGCGCCGCUGGAGCGCGGCUGGCGGCGCGAGCUCGUGUACCGCGCCGCGCUCGACGCGCACUCGCGCCGCAACGCCGACAUCUACUACUACACGCCGCACGGCAAGAAGCUGCGCUCCACCAGGGAGGUUGCCGAGAAUUUAGCAGGAACUGGCCUGACUUUAGAAAACUUUUCCUUCUUCAAAGAACCUCUGGGCGUGGAUGAUCCUGAGAAGGAAAUUAUACGAGAUGCUAAGUUAAUGCGUCGCGUGGAGUCUCCAGUUACAGUUCCUGCGGCGCCCACGAUAGAGGGUAAGCGCACGCCGAAGCCCAAACCUCCCAAAGGUGCCAGCCCAGAGCCAGUGACACCAAAGUCACCACCUGCUAAAAUCAAGGUGAAAUCUGUAGGCUCACGGCUGAGUAACAAUGGAACCCCUCCAGCUGCCAGUGUGCCCAAACAGCCGCGUCGGCCGCAGUCCACAGUUGCGGCAGCUGCCAGCCCCGCCCCCGCUACCGCUAACGCUGUUGACAACAACAACACUGCUGCCUGGAAGAAACCUAGCGAAAAGAUGACACGCAGCCGGGUGGCUAACGGCGCGGCCUCGCCCACCGCGCCCGCUGCGUCGCCGCGCCGCCGCGGCCGCGCGCGCGCCGAGGAACUCGACCACUUCACCUCCUUCUGCACGCGCGCGAACCAGAACAACUACAACGUCGCCGUGCAGAUAUUCCAGUAUCUAGGUAUGAGGGAUUUGGCGCAUUGCGCGAGAGUUUGCAAGCUGUGGCAGCAGCUCGCCUCUACGCCAGCUCUCUGGAGACAUGUACGGAUGAAAAAUUCACAUGUGAGUGAUUGGGGUGGGUUGUGUGCAGUUCUGAAACGUCACGGGACCAAAUGGCUUGAUCUUCGCAAAAUGCUUUUACCACAAAACGACACGAUCUUCUGGGACCAAUUCGCUGAGCACAUUGGCACUGUGGAUACGUUGGAGAGGCUGGAGCUGUGCCGCUGCCCGGCGCGCGCGGUGGAGGCGGCCAUGGCGCGCGUGCCGUCGCUGCGCGCGCUGGCCGCGCCCGCCAUCCGCGACGCGCGCCUCGACCCCGCCGCGCUGGCGCUGCUGCCGCGCCUCGAGCUGCUGCGCCUCAAGUCGCUGGCCGGCCUGGCGCUCGCGUCCGACCUGCGCCCGCUGGCCGCGCUCACGCGCCUGCAGCACCUGUCGCUCACCAGCAUCAAGGAGCUGGGCUGGUGCGCCUGCGAGGUGGUCGGCCAGCUCGAGAUGCUGGAGUCGCUCGAGCUGGGCGAGUGCUCGUUCGGCGCGCCCUUCGCCGCGGCGCUGGCCCGCCUGGCGCGCCUGCGCCGCCUGCGCCUCGAGCGCGGCGUCGCGCACUGCGCCGCGCCCGCGCUGCUGCGCGCGCUCGCCACGCUGCCGCGCCUCACGCGCCUCGAGCUCGUCAACUUCGACGUCAAGGUUGGUUUUGACGACGCGUUGGCGGAGUGCAAAAAUAUCCAGAGACUACUAAUAAUACCUACAUAUGUGUCACAAUCGGCAACUACGAAUAAGCAGGUGCUGAGCGGCGUGCUGCGGCUGAAGGACACGCUGACGCACCUGAUGUGGGGCGUGACCAUCGAGCUGCUGCGCGUCACCGAGCUGUUCAUCGACCAGUGCGAGCAGGGCGGCGAGGCGGCCGACGGCGCCGAGCCCGGCGACAAGCGGCGCGACGUGGGCGAGUGCAUCCCCGUGCUCAAGCCCGUGCCCGGCUGUCGCCUGCCCGACGACCGCCACCUGGUGGCCGGCCCGCCGCAGGUACGUGACACGUGA
Messenger RNA from Parnassius mnemosyne (clouded apollo), 2409 nucleotides. The record is from the annotation of a GenBank genome assembly. NCBI's taxonomy places the organism in Eukaryota, Metazoa, Arthropoda, Insecta, Lepidoptera, Papilionidae.